This is a messenger RNA of Culex pipiens pallens (northern house mosquito), 879 nucleotides long. RefSeq lists its product as uncharacterized. The transcript has 2 exons. The coding region runs from base 1 to 879 and encodes 292 amino acids. The record is from RefSeq and is a predicted model, not a curated record. Gene Ontology annotation, molecular function: nucleic acid binding. NCBI's taxonomy places the organism in Eukaryota, Metazoa, Arthropoda, Insecta, Diptera, Culicidae.
AUGGAAGAGGCAUCCGGAACGCGAUCGCACAGGGAAGAUAUCACGCAGACGAUGUUGGUUACUGACGGAGGCAAUUCGCCGGAAGAUGCGCUUUUUGUGCUGGAUGGUUACUUGGGAUCUGUUUUGAGGCCCUCCCUUCUUCUCCGACAACGGAACGAACUUUCGGGCGCGAGCAAGGAGCUGGUGGAGACGGUGCGGAGCAUCGGGAACGACUGCGCCGAGGUGCUGACAACGUCGCGAACGAAGUGGACCUUCAACCCACCCGAUGCACCCCGCAUGGGGGGUGCUUGGGAGCGUUUGGUCCGCUCUGUGAAGGAGGCGCUGGAGGCGUUGGACGACGGGCGGCGGCUGACGGACGAGAUUCUGGUGACCUGUCUGGCGGAGGCGGAGGACAUGAUAAACUCACGUCCGCUCACGUACGUGGCUCAAGAAUCGUUGCAGGCGGAGGCCCUCACACCAAAUCACUUCAUCCGAGGAGUUUCACCGAACGAACCCAACACGGUCCCGCCAUCCCCUCAUCAUGCAGAAGCUCUACGUGCCGCUUACAAGCGGUCGCAACAGUUGGCAGAUGUGAUGUGGCAGCGCUGGAUCAAGGAGUACGUGCCGUCGGUGAAUCAACGCACGAAGUGGUUCGUUGAGUCGAGGCCACUGAAGGCGGGCGACCUGGUCUACAUGGUUGACGGGAAGAACAGGAAGUCCUGGAUCCGCGGAGUGGUCGAAGAGCCAGUCGUGUCAGGCGACGGGAGGAUUCGCCAAGCAUGGGUGCGCACCAGCAGCGGGCUGGUUAAGCGUGCGACAGUGAGGCUGGCCGUGCUGGAGAUCGAGGGUAAACCUGCUUCAGAGGCAUCGGAACCGGGUUUACGGGCCGGGGAAUGUUGA